UGAUAUGUUUGUUGGCUUUUACUGAAGAAGCUUAUAAAUCUGUGUGAAGGCAUGUCAUUGGUUCCAAUGGCUAAGAAGGUAAUUUCUCCACAGCAAAAAUCACUCUUGAUUUCAUACCUGGAAGAGCAUCCACAAUUAGUGAAACAAAAACAAGGAAAUCAGCAUACCAAUGCCGACGCAACAAAGUUAUGGCAGGAGCUAAGUGGAAAAUUAAAUUCUAUUCCAGGGGCCAUGAAAGGAUGGAAAGAAUGGAGAAAGACUUGGAGUGAUCUGAAAACCCGAACAAAGAAAAAAGUUUCGGAGAACAAGAAAGAGCAUAAUAAAACAGGUGGAGGGCCUCACACAGGCGACAUAAUCGAUGCAGAGGAUGACAAAAUUUUGGACAUCAUUGGAGGAGAUAUUUUAAUUACUGGUCUUGAUGCUCCUGAGGUGGGGCUACCUUUACCAGAAAAUAAAAAUUUUGAUAUAAGUAAAUGGGAUUACUUAAAAAACACCCAAGAAAGUGAAGAAAAUGAAGACAUGGUUGUAAUGGCUAACAAAAGACCAUCAACAUCAAAAGGACCCUUUAUUUCGACAGUUAGACCUCCUGUGAAGGCAUGUGGCACGUCAAGGAAUCGCCCUAGGCAGGCCACCAAUAGGGCUGCUUUUGAUUUAGUUAAAGCUACAGAAGCAACUAAUACAAUUCGUGAGAAAUAUUAUGCUCGUAAACUAGAAAUAAUGGAAGAAAGCCUCCAAAUACAGAAGAAACAUCUUGAAAUCCAACAAAGGAUUGCAGAUGAACUAGAAAGGUUUUUGGAGAUAAAAAAGCUAGAGUGA
Messenger RNA from Ceutorhynchus assimilis (cabbage seed weevil), 816 nucleotides. The record is from the annotation of a GenBank genome assembly. Lineage: Eukaryota; Metazoa; Arthropoda; Insecta; Coleoptera; Curculionidae.